This is a messenger RNA of Schizosaccharomyces japonicus yFS275, 1185 nucleotides long. RefSeq names its product NAD/NADH kinase. The transcript has 5 exons. Gene Ontology annotation, molecular function: kinase activity; phosphotransferase activity, alcohol group as acceptor. The record is from RefSeq and is a predicted model, not a curated record. Gene Ontology annotation, biological process: NAD+ metabolic process; NADP+ biosynthetic process. The coding region runs from base 1 to 1185 and encodes 394 amino acids. Lineage: Eukaryota; Fungi; Ascomycota; Schizosaccharomycetes; Schizosaccharomycetales; Schizosaccharomycetaceae.
AUGUCACAAUACAACGAUCAGUGUCUUUCAACUAAUCCAAAGACUGCAAAUGACUAUCAUGGUGCAUUUCCUUACUGCUCCGUCCAUGCUCAGUUAAGACCUUACGUUGCAGAUUGCUCUGCCGCGUGCCGAAGGAAUGCUCCAUUUUCCGAAAAAGACUCCCUUCAAGAUGUUGUUUGGCAAAUUAGGAAUAUUUCUAACAAGCUGAAGGGAACACCCAUCCAACCAAAAAUCUGCUCUCUUUUAAUUGUAUCUAAACCCGGUGAGGAUGCGGUGGAACAGAAGCUGAUUGAAAUUGUAAAAUGGCUCCUGUCACACAAGUCGUUUGUGGUAUAUGUGCAACAUACACUGAAAUCUCUAUUCGAAGAGCAUGAACGCUUGCAAUAUUGGACUCCGCUGUUAUGUGCUAAACAGUCGCAGUUAUUUGAUCUCGUGCUGACUUUGGGCGGUGACGGUACAGUAUUGUAUACUAGUCGACUAUUUCAGCGGACGGUCCCACCGAUCAUGCCGUUUGCCAUGGGCACUCUUGGAUUUUUGACGCACUUUGAUGUUAGCAAAUUUCGCGAAUCAAUUCAAAGCAUAUCAAAGGAAAUGUACAUUCAUUUACGUACUCGCUUUGAAUGCCGGUAUAUGCGGAAAAAGGAUAGUCAUAAGCGGAUUGAACUUGGCGAUCAUGUGUUCAGCAACUCGCUGGUGGAAAACGAAGAGACACAUGAGUUUGUGGAAUCACUUGUCGUAUUAAACGAAGUCGUAAUUGAUCGUGGUCCAAACUCUGCUAUGACGAAAAUUAUACUUUACGUUGAUUCGAAGUAUCUUACAACGGUAGAGGCAGACGGUUUGUGCCUAUCCACACCUACGGGCUCAACCGCGUAUUCGUUGGCCACAGGUGGUUCGUUAUGCCAUCCAGAAAUUCCCGUUGUCAUAAUUAGUCCUAUUUGUGCACACUCGCUUUCUCUACGGCCCAUCCACGUUCCGGAUUCUAUGUAUCUUCAUGUUGUCAUUCCCGAAGAUGCUCCUCAUAGCGGAUGGAUAUCGUUUGAUGGAAGAAAUCGAACUGAGCUUCGUCCAGGCGAUUUUCUCAUGGUCCGAGUAUCUCGGUAUCCUUUCCCUAGUGUCUACUCUCGUGAGGAGCAGGCGGACUGGUUUGACAGUAUCAAGCGCACGUUAAUGUGGAAUCAAAACUAG